CAUGCACGUCACUUUUCCCAUUGUUUUCAGAACAUGGUCAUGGAUACAGAAUCAGUGAAAGAUGUCUCUUCCAGGACCAGGAUGGCAGGAGUCCAGGACUCGUUACUGCUGAAGUGCAGGGAAUAACCGAAAUGCCGCCUGUGCGGAGUUUGAGGCGAGCAGCUUGGCGUGCAAGCACACUCCAUUCAUGAUUGCUACUAAAAAAAAGUCUCGACCCGCUGAGUUGGGAGCUAGCCAGGGGUUUCUCCUGCAGUAGCGGGUGUUCAAGAUCUCUAACUUACUCUUUAUCUGUUCGUUUCAGAGUUUGUCCGAAAUGCAUUGGUACUCCAUGAUUCAUGAAAAUGAAUGAAGGUAGCGAAGCGGAGAGCGGAGCAGGUGCGCACGCACAGGAGAAUUCUGAGAACGUCGGGCUGUGGAGGAAACAACGAGGACGAGUGCUGCUGCAGUUGUGUGGCGCGUUUGUCCUCUACUGGCUCACGCUUGGCACGGACUUUUCCGAUGGAAUUAUUUACGCCAGGCUUAUCCUGCCUCGCUGCGAGUUGCCAUUGAACGACACGCUGGAUCCGAGCGAUGCCAACAGAAGCAGUCCCUCAUUAUUCGGAGCUGUUUCUCCAAUACCUACCGUGGCGGGGCAACAUGUGAUUGCAACGAGUAAAACUGAAUCAUUUCCCUCUUCUUCAUCACCGCCAAAUCAGAGUGAUACUGGGGUGAAGGAUUGCGGGGGAUUCGGCGAAGGAGCAUCACAAACAGCAUGGGUGACUUCUCUGGCCACCGCCGUGCGUGUAGGGUUUGCGUUCACCGGUGGUGUGUUCAUCGAUGCCUGUGGCGUACGGCCGACAGUCAUUGCAGCCAGUCUGGUUCUUAGCUUGGGUCUAGUCCUCAGUAGCUUUGCAACACAGCUGUAUCACGUUUACUUGACAAGAAGUGUGUUGUCUGGCAUGGCUGCUGGCGUCCUGUUUUCCGUGCCGAUCCACUGCCUGGCACUGUCUUUUGACAAGAAGAUUGCUGUGGCAAGCGGGUUAGCCUACGCUGGAUCAGGAGUGUGCGCUAUCGUGUACGGUUAUCUGGGAAAAGUGGUGGUUGUGGCUGGUGACUGGCAGUGGUACUAUCGCAUGGUGGCUGCCUUUGCCUUGCUCGGUAUACCGGCAGCAUUUGUCCUGGAAGUGGCGCCCAAACAUGAAGACAAUGCCACUUUAUUAGCAGAAGGUGAUGAGCAGGCCUCGACAAUGGGCAGAACAAGAACAUCCUGCUCACGUGUACUGCAGCGGCUGGUAAUAGGAUUCCGAGACUUGUUUGAGUCGCUCAAAAAGGGCCGCGUGCUGUACCGUGAUGUGAACUUCAUCUUGAUCGGUGCCUGCUACUUUCUAUAUGGCUUGGGAAUGUUCUUUCCGUACAUCAUAUCGAGUCACCGCUCGCGUACUCUUGGAAUCGAGUCAACUGAUGCCUACCUGCAGGUGGCCUACAUAGGCUUUGGCACGACAGUCGGUGACCUACUCUUUGCUACUGCUGGUGCAUUACUGACUUCCCGUGCCACACUCUACCAGGCGUCGGCCGUGGCUGUUCUGGGCUCAUCCGUGCUGCUCAGCAUCCUGAUCACCACCGAACUCGGACUGACCAGCUUCAAUAUCUUCUUCUCCACGGUCGGCGCCUUUUCUGCGGCAUCGGGCGGAGCGGUGGCUCGUGAGGUGGUGUCGGUCGAUAUGACUGGGCAUGCCUUUGGUCACCUCUACAUGCUGAGCGCCCCUUCAAUGGGACUCGGUCCACCAGUGGCAGGUUGGAUUUACGAUGUCACGCAAAGCUACACGCUACCCUUAGUGUUUGGAGGCGUGGUGCUGCUGCUAGCUGCUGUGCUACUGUUCAUUGUUGAUGUUCGUAUCUACCGACAGCGCAAGCGGGCAGAAAAGCCAGAUGAGCACAAACUUAGCACUCACUCAGCCAACGACGGUGAUAAAUGGAGCUUUAUUGAACAUGCGCUGUACUGACGUGACGCCAAUCUGGACUUACUCACACUGUGCUAAGCCUUCCGUGUGCAGUUAUCUUCUGCGUCUUGCUUGAUUGCGCUCAGCUUCUGGUACUCUACUUUGCAGCAGCACUGGAAUUCCUGGUGCUGAGCUGUUCAACGUGCUGCAGAAGUCCGGUGCUGAUGUUAUAGGCCAUGGUGCUGAUUUACUUUGCACUGGAAUAAGUAAGUCAUUGGAGUAGUUCAUACUCGGACCCACAGCGGUGACACCCAUCGCCUCUUGAUGCUGCCUGAAUCAGUUCUUGCGCUCUUGCUGGUGUGGAAGUUGACCUGUUUUAGAAACCACACCGAGUGUUUGCUCCCAUGCGAUUUUACUGAGCUCAGACUGUCCCAUCAGAAUGACAUGGAAGAGGCCCAACAGGUCACUGGAGCCACAUUGCCUCAUAUGGUCCAAGCUGCAUGGUGUGAGUGUGUGGCCAAAAAAAGACAGCAGCAGCUCGUAUGUUAUGGUAUCUGUGUGUUUGACGCAUACAUUAUGUUUCAACGGCCUAUAUAACCCGCUGCCUGUAUCAAACACACCCACAGGACAAUGACAAGUAGUCCGUCUCACACAGUGCUGGCUGAUGGAUGUUUUAAUACUUGAAGCAUGUAAGUUAUAACAGAACAAUAUCCACUCCUUUCCACCGUGUUUCACCAGUCUACGUGUGCGGCAUAAUCACUUGAGGCCUCCUGUUAUAAGCUAACGAUAAUUUACAAGUAACCAAGAUCCCGGCUCAUAAUCCAUUGGUACAUAAUACUACCGUACUAAGCUGCCUUGACCUGUCCGCAUUUCAUUUCCCUCCAAUCAUUUCUGAAUUCACACUUGAUGAUAUGUGUACAAGUAGUAACUUAAUAUUUUCUAGAGACACGCCGUACUUUUUAUGAAAGUUGCGUUGAUUUCUGUCUGUA
Messenger RNA from Sycon ciliatum, 2908 nucleotides. RefSeq names its product monocarboxylate transporter 9-like. The transcript has 4 exons. Gene Ontology annotation, biological process: transmembrane transport. Gene Ontology annotation, molecular function: monocarboxylic acid transmembrane transporter activity. NCBI's taxonomy places the organism in Eukaryota, Metazoa, Porifera, Calcarea, Leucosolenida, Sycettidae. The record is from RefSeq and is a predicted model, not a curated record. Gene Ontology annotation, cellular component: membrane. The coding region runs from base 336 to 1982 and encodes 548 amino acids.